GCAGCUCCAUCUGUCGGAUCACCAAUAAAAACUAAACGUAGCUGUACGUGCGAUGGCGAUGUGUGGAUUUUUUCGUUGGUUGGUGAUAUUUUUUGAUCACAAAACAAUUGCUAAUUAAAACAGAAGCCGUAUGAAUAAGAUACAGCCGUUACCGCGUCUGGUGAAUAGAGUGUAGUGUGUACGUGAAGUGUAUAUAAAAUAACAAACCGUGUGGUGAUGGAGGAGAGCACGGAGCCCCACAUGGAGACUGACGUUUCGUCCACCACUGGUGAUGUGCCAGAGAUGCAGGAGGUGACAGGCUCCGACGGUAACGUCGAGAUGAUCAUAGUAGUAGAGAAAAUGGAUGAUGAGCCUAGUGCUCAUACAGAUGAACAAACAGAAGAGCAACCGACGUCAGUCGAGGAAGAAAUAACUACAGUUAUAAUAUCUGAAGAGGAACCUCCACAGAAAGAGACAGAGAUUAUAAACUCAUCAGUAAGUUCUCCCACACCCAUAAAAUCUAUUGUCAAGACUCCACAAACAUCUCCUGUUAGGAUUCCACAAAAAUCUCCAGCAAAUAGUCCUGCAAAGUCACCAGUAAAGACGCCAUUAAAGUCUCCAGUGAAGAUUCUGAAGUCUCUAACAAACUCUCCAGUAAGGUCACCAGCUAAAUCUCCAACUAAAGAUGUAGAAAUAGUAAAUUCUCCAAGCAAGAUUGACACAAAAGAGACCCCAGAGGAGAGCACAACUAUCACUUCUCCAUCUCCUAUGGAAAUACAACAAGAAGAUGCUGUUGACUCAUCUAUUCCAGAACCUUCACCAAUACAAGCUGAAGACAAACCUGAUACAGAGAAAUCUCCAAGCAAAGAAGUACAUAAACCUGAUCAGAAGUCACCCAUUAAGGAGCAACUGCCUAUUGAGUCAGCAACAAAAGAACCUUUAUUGGUUGACAAAACAUCAGUUAAUGGCAAAGUCCAGAGCAAUAGCACUAAUAAAAUAGAUGACACAAACACUAUAAAUACAACUACUGCCAAUCCUGCGGAUAUCACUAUUGAAAACUCAAAUGACUCUCAAAUUGAAACAAUGUCUGACUUAUCAGAGAAAGAACAUAAAGGCAUUAGUAGAGAAUUAAAAUCUUUGAUUAACUCUGCAAAAGAGUCCAAGAUCAUCAGUGAAUGUACUCAGCUGACAAGUAAAACUAGGAAAUCUAGGUCUGCCUUAGACACUUCCAGUUCAAGCCUGAAUUCAUCUCUGUUAGAGCCUAAUAAGAUACAGGAUGCAAGAAGGAAUAGUAAUAACUCACAAAAGAGCAACUGUAGCGAGAAGUCUGAAAGAAUUGUCCUGAAGAGGUCCAUGAGGUCACAGAAUCCUGAAUUUGUAAGUAAGGUGAAACAGUUCCUAAACUCAGUUACAGGCAAGGGUCAAAAAGAUUCAGAUGAUGAAGAAGAUGAGGUGGAGAGUAAAGAAAAACCAGAGCAAUUGGAGCCUGCCAGAGGCACUCCACCAAAGGUCAAAAAGACUGAACAAAUGGUUGUAGAGAAAAGCAAUAAGCUUCGCAUGGACCCGUACUGCUGGCGGUGUCACUGGGCUGUAGAACAGCAGGCUAAUGAGAAGUUGCAUCCUCCAAUGCAUUGCACGGUCUGCCCGAGAUCUUUCCAUUACAAAUGCCUGACGGGCACCGAGAGGAACAAGAUUAAUGUGGAGAAGAACUGGGUUUGUCCAGAAUGCAUGAUUGUACUGCAAGCGGAAAGCUCAGAGACAAGGUCGCCAGCCAUGAAGAAGAUAUCCCUGGGCAUGCUGUGUGACCUACUGAAGCAUGCGCUGGAGAGGAUGAUGGAUCUCAAUGGGGUCGAGCCAUUCAUGCAAGCCGUAGACCGGGCAGCGUUCCCCGACUACGACAAAUACGUGGUUCAUCCUAUGGACCUAUCGCUAAUGAGUCAAAACAUCGGCGAGGGACUGUAUGGCAGCACGGAGGCCUUCCUAGCCGACGCUCAGUGGAUACUGCACAACAGUAUUAUUUUUAACACAUGCGAUAUGCUUUCAACAGUGCAGUCGAAGCUGACGGCCGGCGCCCGGGCGCUGGUCCGCUCGUGCCGCGCGGAGAUGGGCGAGAUCGAGGCCUGUCCCGAGUGCUACGCCGCCGCGCAUGCCCGCAGGCCCACGUGGUUCACCGACGUCUGUACCACGCCGCAUAUUCUGUUUUGGGCGAAGUUGAAAGGCUUCCCCUACUGGCCAGCAAAAGGCAUGUCGGUGAACAGUGCAGGUUUGGUCGACGUGCGGUUCUUCGGCGCCCACGACCGCGCCUGGGUGCCGGCUAAAGACUGCUUCCUCUACUCCGAGAAGGAUCCAAAUAACUUUAGAACUAAGAGACAGGAUAUUAUUGAUAGUAUGAAGGAAGCAGAGCAACACAUUCGCAAUAUAUCGAGAAAGUACGGGAGGUUCGUUUACCCGCCUUUCAAGACACAAUUCGAUCCCAGCAAAAUGAAUGAGCAACUCAAAAUGAUGAUACCUACAUUCGAGGGAGAAGUGAGAUCGCUAGUGAAAGAGAAAGCGUCGCCGGUCGUCGCCAAGAAGAAGAGCAGGUCCAACUCCAAGAGCUCAAAGAGUUCAUUUAACGACGGGUUGCGACUCCAGUCGGAUAGUUCGGAUAGUGACGGAGAAGAACUAAAGCGACUGUAUGACCUUCUCAACAAAGACAGUGAUGUAAGUGAAAGUGAAGAUACAAACAAUGUGGAGUCGCGCAAAAUGGCGGACGGUGCCGAAAUAGCUAAAAUGGAGGAUGACGAUACUACUGUAGACAAGGAAAUGGAAGUCGAUAAGCCAGUAGUCAAAGCAAAAGACGAUGCUCAGUCAUCCAGUGCAACCAAUUCUAGAAAGCGGCGCAGAUCUGAGCUCGAGGAAGCUGUCAUCACUAUCAUAGAAUCCAGUGGUGUCAACAGCAGUAGUGCCAAUGAAAAACGAAGGAAACUCGACGAACAGCCUACUGAAGAAGUUAAGACUGAUGCUGCUGAACCUAGCAGCAGCAAGGAGGAUGAUAAACCGACCUCUGACAAACCUGCAGAAACUACAGAAGAAGCAACUCCAACUAAAACAAAUGAUGCACUGACUAGGGUCAAAGAAAAUGAUCCAACCAGCAGUACUGACAAAGAUAAAGCCCAAAGAGUAACGCCGAUAAGGAUAGCGCUAGUAACAAAAGAAAAACGACACACCACCAGAAAUAGUUCCUCUAAUAAAGACACGACAGCUAAAAUUAUUACUCCAACUAAAAAUAAGGAGCAAGAAAAAACUACGCCGCUCAGGCCGAAGUCUGCUCGCAUUGAAAAAGUAGAAAAAACACCAAACGCAAAAGCAGAGAAAUUAGCCAAUAAAGCUGACAAGACCCCUGUUGCAAAGGCUGAAAAAGUUGAUAAGACACCAAAUUCGAAAGCUGAAAAAGUUGAAAAGACGCCUAACGCAAAAAACGAGAAAAUGGAUAAAACACCUAAUGAUAAACCCACUAAAGAAGGCAGAUCUAGGUCUCAGAAGCGAAGAAAUUCGAGAAGUAGCAGGUCGACCAACAGUACUAGUUCCACAAGAUCGGAAAAAGCCGAAAAGAAAUCUGAAAAGAAUAGUGAAGCUAACUCUAAAGAUAAGAAAGACAAGGAAAGUAGUUCUAAAGACACAGACAUGGACAAAUCGAAAUCAGAGAGUUCGCCUAAACCUUCAGAACUGCAGAGUCCGAAGUCUGUGAAAGAACGGUUGCAAUUCGAUGACGACACGACACUUGCUGUAUUAGCCCGUGAGACUGCGAAGGCACUAGUAACCACUAACAAUACCGGCAUGCCUACCAUCAGCUGUGUUCGAAGCCUUUCCACCACGGCUCAGCUGACCGGCGUCACGAUAACUAAGACUACAACCAACGCGAACACUAUAGAUAUCACAGAAGAGGCUACAUCAGACUCCAGCAUCUUCACCCCAACCAGUACUGAUAACGUGAACACAAUGAAGGACGCCGUGUCAAAACUGCAGAAACUUCGUAGUGACGCAGAACCGGUCGUAGGCCGCGUCGGUGUCCGAGCGUUCGCGAGAAUGACCUCACCAGAAAGACCCGCAAACGAGGAAGUGCAAGUAGAAAUUAAGGCUGAACCUAUCGAUCUGGACGACGCUGACAGGCAUAUGGAAAAAAUGGAUCUUAUGAACGCGUUCCGACUAAGGCCGGUUAACCCACAAAACCUGCCGAAUUCUACGAUGAGUUUACGCGAUGUGCGGAUAAAUAAGGUUGUUGUUACGCCGCUGAACGCUAAGAAGACGCCUCCGAAGCCUGAGAUUCGUCCUCGGGCUAAGAAGACGUUCCCUCAGCCUAAGAAGGCGGACGAGGGUCGCUCGGAGCUGAACAGCAAGAACUCGAUGGUGUACAUUCCGAUACAGCCGCCGAUGACGCAGGCGCCGCUGCGGCUGCCGCGGCCGCAGGUCCCACCGCCUGUAGUCACGGCUGGUCCAAGACCGCCGCCGCUCGUCUCUAAUGCAACGACACUACAAACUAAUGGCAACAACAAUAGCCUAGUGAACACAGUAACAACACCACUAAUGCAAGCAGUCUCCACGGCAGCGACGACAUGCACGACGGCGUCCAGCACGAGUGUGGCCACCGUGCCCACCGUCCAUACCGUGCCGCUGAUGACGUCCGUCAAUGGACAGUGGAUGUUCAGCUUCCAGCCUGUCAUGUCUGUUGGGGCUAUCGAUAGUGGAGCAUCUCCUCCGAUGUUAAAUGGCGUGGCAGAGCGAAGCGGCGCGGCCGCACUGACGUCAUCGACCGGCGCCAUACUACCCGUCACGCAGGCUGGACCUACACCUCCCAUCUCCGUGUAUACCAGGCCUACUGAGAAUACGCUGGGAGAGCCGCCGCGACUGCAGCAGAGGCCGGCGCAGUUCCUGCUGAACCCGCUGGACGUGAGCACGCCGAUCGGCAGCAUGCCCACGCCCUCCACCGCCGGACCCGUCACCGCUAAGCUCAACCAAAAUGCUGUUAAGAUGACAGAUUUCUUCCGCACACUAAUAGAGGACUCAAUAGAGAAGCUAGAGGAGCCGGCGUCGCAGCUGACGUCGCUGCGGCUACAGCUCGAACAGGCGCAGUGGCAGCACAAGCAGGAGAUCGUCGAGGUCAAACAUAAUCAUGAGCUAACGCUGGCGGAGAUGCGCGCGUCGUUCGAGAAGGAGAAGCAGCGCGCCGUCAGCGAGGCGAGGCGGGCCGCGCAGGUCGAGCUCGAGGCCGCCGUCAAGCUCGCCAAGUCCAAGCAGUGGUGCGCAAACUGCAGUCAGGAGGCUCAGUUCUACUGCUGCUGGAACACGUCGUACUGCGACUACCCGUGCCAGCGGGCGCACUGGUCGCAGCACUACAGUCUGUGCCAACAGCGGUCACAGGACAGUAACAACGGUGAACCUCCGAAAUCUCCUGAAAAUAGGCUACAACCUCAACCUGAGAUGCCAGUGUUACAGAAAAGUUCCGCCGCGCCGACCCUCACGGUCGGCGGCAAGCUGGCCUCGCGCGGCUGCAGCCAAGACCCACAUAGCUCGCAGAAAGCUUCUAUUAUUGGUAUGUUGAGCAUGGUAGAAGACACGAGCGGCAACCAGACAAUGAAAUGCGUCGGCACGUACAAACCGCCAUCCACCGGACAGAUGCCCAUCAUCAUCAACAAACAAAUAAUGAAUAACGAAGAGAACGCAAACAAGAAGGUUGUGUCAUCGUCCGGCGGGUACCUCAUCGUGGGCUCCACCACGAACUCCUCCAUCGUGAACCCCGCGCGCCGCACUCACACCAUACAGUACUACACGUGAGACCUGCAGGGCCUCGCGCGGGACAACACCAGGCACCAACCACCUCGCUACUCGGCCAACAAGGAAACUGACACUCACUGGUGACACCAUUACUGCCACGAACACCCUUGCGGAGGUAAACGCAGUGACGGAUUUAACAAGAAAAAAAUAUUGCGGGGUCUUUCGCUCCUAUAAAAAACAUUACUAAGAAAGGUAACUGUCUGCGCGAGGUCCUAACAAUAUUAAUACUCUUGCGUCCUACUCUUCCUGUGUCCAGAGUUACAGCUCAUGCCUUCUGAAAUAAACUGAAUAUAAGUAAUUCGAAUCGUACAAAUUAAAAAGCAUGCAUGCAUAGUUUUCAAAUAUUGUUGGUACGAAAAUGAUGUUGUUGGUUAACUCUCAAGACAAAUGUAGUGUCGGUCUUGGUCGCUAGCAAUAAUUUACUCAAAGUAAUCUGUUUGUACAAAACAUGGUGAUCGCGUAGUUAUUAUGCCUUUAACUUAUGGGAACUAAUUCUAAACAGACGUUAUCCUAAGUAUACAAUAUUCUAAACGAGUGAUAAGCAAGCCGCGUGUUGUUUUGCGUUGGCCGUGAUGAACAUAAACUGCCGGUCUUCUAUUAGAAGUUAAAUGUACAUAGUUUACAUAUUAAUUUCACAGGUCUAAGCUAGCGCAUACAAAUAGUUUCUACUUGUGUAAUGUGGCAUGAAUUGUAUGAUGUGAAAUAUUCAAUAAUCGCAAUAUUCUAGUAAGUAAACUUUUUAGCAGUUGCGCUUUGUAGUAUGUGGAAAUUUUAAAAACUUGUAGUCCGAUACAUGAUAUAGGCUGCAAAAUAUCUAUGUUCUUUUAUAACAGUAUUUUCUAUAGUUUUGUUUCACUGAAAAACUUCAAAGUAUGCGCUAGGCAGCCGUUUUAUUAGUCUUUGGCUAGAUUUUAAUUUCUAAAUUAAAUUGUGAUUGUACGAGAAUGUCGUAACCCAAUAGAACCUAUUUUUAUUAUGAUUUUUGAGCUAGUCUCUCUUGAGUCCCUUUUUAAUUGAAUAGUCAAGAUAUUAUAAUAUUUGAAGUGAAAUUGCCGUUCAUUUCAUGGCAUUGGCGUAAAUUAGGGCUAUUAAAAUAUAUUUUCUGAUUAGUUAUAUUAGACUGUCAAAUAAUGGUGAUGCUGAUUGUAAACAGCAUGUUUUAACUCAGUAUAUUACCCUCCUUUAUGUUGUCUCUUCACGAAAAAACUCUUAUGAGCAUAUUUAUUUAGCUCUAAGUAGGAUGUAAAGGAAGUCCUUCAAACCUCUUUUUAUGUAAAUAGUGUAAAUUGAAUGAUAGUAUGUUCUGAUAAAAUUUGUUAUAAUUAUGUGUAUAGCAACAGUGCUACGGUGAAUCUAAUGAUGAUAUUUGAUAUGAUGUAAUUCAACACAACUGGAACUUUGCUGUGAACAUUGUUAAGGCGUGUUAUAAAUAAGUGAAAGUAUAGAAUGUCUUAGGCCAAGAAAUAGGUAUGAUUAUAAGUACCUAAUGUGCUAAAACAGCAACGAGUGUCAAGCUAAAUUGCAGUGAAAUAAUUCUUUGCCUCAACAACAUAAAUCUUCAAAUUUAUUUAUACAUAUUAUGAAAGUAGUAAGUACUUUUUCUUUUAUAUCUUCUCGUGAAAUAUAUUUUAUCAUUUAUAGUAGCAGCAGCCUUUUACUUGAUUGUAGAGAUUGCCGCUCAAGUCGCAGGUAUUGUUUCUGAUCAUAAAGCUGUACAAAGUCCAUCGCAAUGCGUUCGAGACUACCGUAUUGUUCACGAUAACGAUAAUUUUAAGACUGUUAAUAUUAAGUUCACUUGUAAUGUGCAUUUUAGUUAUUCAAUACUGAGAUAAUGUCUUCGUUUGUUUAAUCGUGUUUGUAUAUAGUUUGUUUUUAACUACAGUGGCAAUCCAAACACGCAAUACAUAGGUUGCAUUUUACUUGAAAGGUUGAUUGAAAAACUUAUCCACUUUUCUUAAAGUGGCCAGAGGUGUGUUCAGGUUUUCUAUCUACAUUUUACAUAAAAUGCUACUCAUGUUGGAUUAAGCUUAUUUUAUUUAACAUGCACUUCAAUACAAUUUCAAUUAUUUACUUAGCAUUUCAGAAUAAACCUCUUUUCUGAUAACAGAAAUAGAUUACUUCGAAUGUCGAGUGAAAACUUCGUUUGUAAAUAGUAAGGUUACGUUACUAUUAAGAGCUUUUAGUACAUAAUGGUACCUACGAAACUGUUUCAUUCAAUAAACAAAUAAUGAAACCGG
Helicoverpa armigera (cotton bollworm) is the source of this 8030-nucleotide messenger RNA. RefSeq names its product MYND-type zinc finger-containing chromatin reader ZMYND8. Gene Ontology annotation, cellular component: cytoplasm; nucleus. The coding region runs from base 217 to 5793 and encodes 1858 amino acids. The transcript has 23 exons. Gene Ontology annotation, molecular function: protein binding; transcription corepressor activity. Lineage: Eukaryota; Metazoa; Arthropoda; Insecta; Lepidoptera; Noctuidae. The record is from RefSeq and is a predicted model, not a curated record.